UAUGUCCGCAUCCGCAUAGAAUAAUAAUAAUAAUUAUUAUUAUUAUUAUUAUUAUAAUUAUAAAAUAAUCUAUAGCAUCUAUAGUAAUCUGCCACGCCAUUGUGUUUAUUUAACGUAUACGUGAUAAUUCCACGAGACUGUGAAUAAAUAUAACAAGAUGUACAAUAACAUAGAUCCUUGGGAGCCUGGUUAUGGACCUUCAGACAGACGAGGUCACAAUAAUUCCGAGUAUGAGUAUCGGAGUAGUAAAUCACCACCAGAUUAUGGAGAUCAAAGGGAAAUGGAGCAUCGAGAGAGAAGUCAUCGUAGUCCAGAGUAUCGAAAUCAUCGACGUGAAAGAGAAAGAGAUCGUGAUCGUGAUCGAUCACGAGAUAAUAAUAAAAAAGAAAGAGAUCGUAGCAGAGAAGAUCGUGGCGGUGGUGGUGGUGGUGGUGGUGAUCGUAGUUAUAGGGACAAUCGUGAUGACCGUUAUAGUCGUCAAAGGGAUCGAGAUUCUUCAGAACGAGACCGUGAUAGAGAACGUGACAGAGAUCGUGAUCGUGAUCGCGAUCGUGAUCGUGAACGUGAACGUGAACGUUCUCGACGUGAUAGAGACAGAGAUAGAGAACGUGAGCGAGAACGUGAACGUGAACGUGAACGACGUGGUAAACGUUGUGAUGAUCGCGAUCGUGAUCGCGAUGAUGAUCACAGCAGAGAAAGUUCAGAUAUCAUUAUUAAUGAACAUGAACAUGGUCGUUCAUAUAAUUCGUCUAUGGAGGGUGUCCACUACAAGUCACAAACCCCAAACAACACCAUUAUGAUACGUGGGCUCGCCCAGCAUAUUACUGAGAACGACGUGCGGCAAGACAUCCUCAACUGUGGUCUCAUGCCUAAGGACAUUCGGCUGAUCCGGAAAAAAGACACUGGUGCUUCGCGAGGUUUUGCAUUCGUCGAGUUUAAUGCGACACAAGAGGCAACACGAUGGAUGGAGAUGAAACAGGGGAUUUUAAUGCUGCAAGAUCAGUAUCGUGCCCUAAUGCAGUAUAGUAUACCGAAAGAUAUUCAUACAGAUAAAGCACCAUCUAAAAAUACCCAAGAUUGGCAUUGUGUCAAGUGUGGAGCUCAUAAUUUUAAAAGACGUGAGACUUGUUUCAAAUGUUCAGCUUCAAGAGCUGAAAGUGAAGAAGGUGGUGAAGGUAGCGAUGAAAUAAGUUCACAUCCAACAAAUAUUGUUUUACUACGUGGUCUUGAUGUUUUAACGACUGAGGAUUCAGUUCUUCAAGCUAUGAAAAAUGCAUCAUCAAUGCCUAUACGUAGUAUACGCAUUGGACGUGAUAAUUUGACAAAUACAUCACGUGGAGUAUGUUAUUUAGAAAUGGCAAAUGUUGUUGAUGCUAUGUAUUUGCAUACUGCUCUUACUAAACAAGGACUAUCUGUUGAUGAAAGAAAAGUUGAAGUAACUUAUUGUAAACUUAAUAAUCAAUUAAAUAAUUAUCCAACAAUGUGGAAAUCAAUGGAAAAUCAGCAACAACACCAUCAACAACAGCAACAACCUCAACGUUAUACUCUUGAUGAUGUUGCACAAUUAGCUGAAUAUAGUGCUAAUAUGUAUGCUAAAACUCCAGCACAAAAAGCCCAUUAUAUUCAAUAUUAUACUCAAUAUUAUCAGAAUCAAAUAAGUCAGGGUUCAUUAAUAACUCUGCCAUCGCUCAAUCAAACAGAUAGAGUUAAUGCUGCUGCAGCAGUUGCACAGUCAGCAAUACAACAGCUUCAAGCAGCACGUAAAUUAGGUGAUGCUGAAGAAAUGAGAGGUAGGCCAACACCAACAGCACCAAGUAUUACUACUAAUUUAGCUACUGGAAGAGUACCCGCUCAUGCAAAUGAUGGCAAAGUUUAUUCUAUACCUGAUGUUAGCACCUACCAUUAUGAUGAAUCUUCAGGUUAUUAUUAUGAUCCUAGUACUGGAUUAUAUUACGAUUCAAAUUCACAGUAUUACUACAACAGUCAUACACAACAAUUUCUUUAUUGGGAUGCUGAAUCCUUUUCUUAUCAACCAGCAAAGACAAAUGGUGGAGGGGCAAUUAUUGGUACAUCUGGAAUAACAUCAACAGUCGGAUCAAUGGCUGAUGCUAGUACAUCAAAUAACAUAAAUAAUCCUAUAAUAACAUAUUCAGCUCAAGAAUCAUUAAUAAAAUUAGAUGAUGAUAACAAAAAAAAAGAUAUUACUAAACAAGAUAAAGUUAAAGUUGCUAAAAAAAUAGCUAAAGAUAUGGAACGUUGGGCCAAAACGUUAAAUCAGAAAAAAGAAAAUGCUAAAAGUAAUUGGACAGGAGAAUUUACGGGAAUAAGUGGUGGUAGUAGUAGUAGUAGUAGUGGUGGUGGUGGUGGUGGUGGUGGUGGUGGUGGCAGUAGUAAUAGUAAUAAUAAUAAUGAUAACUAUUAUCAAGGUAGUUGUUUUUCUGCAAGUGGUGCUGCUGAUGCGGGUUAUGCUAUAUUGGAAAAAAAAACAUCUGCGGUAACGGUAGCAGCAGCAGCAGCAACAGUAACAACACCAUCAUCAUCGUCAAUUAUAAAUAGUAAUUAUCAAGAUGAAGAUGAUUCCGGAAAUAAUAAUGGUUUAGUUGCUGCUUAUGGUGGUGGUAGUGACACUGAAGAAGAAAUAGAAGAUGUACAGCAAGAAGAACGUCAGCAUACUGAUUGGAUAAAAUUAGCCUGUUUAUUAUGUAAACGCCAAUUCCAAAAUAAAGAAGCAUUAUUACGUCAUCAACAAUUAUCUGAUUUACACAAACAAAAUCUUGAAAAUUGGUAUCAAGUUAGAGGUUUAGAUCCAAAUGAUCCACAACAGAGAAAUAAUAAAUAUAGAGAUCGUGCUAAAGAACGUAGAGCUAAAUAUGGUGAACCAGAUCCACCACAACCAAAUAAACUUAAAGAAAAAUAUUUAAAAACACGAAUUGAAGAGGUUGAAUCAUCUUCAUCAUCAUCUAAUUAUCAAGAAUCAAAUAAAAAUAAUCCUGCUGGAAUUGGAUCAGAUAAUGUUGGUAAUAAAUUAUUACAAAAAAUGGGAUGGAGUGAAGGUAUGGGAUUAGGUAAAACUAAUCAAGGACGUACAAGUAUUAUUGAAGCAGAAAGACGUGUAUCUACAGCUGGUCUUGGAGCUAAAACAUCAACUUACAGUGCAUUACCUGGUGAUACAUACAAAGAUUGUGUCAAAAAAAUGAUGUACGCUCGUUAUCAGGAAUUGUCUGAUACGUAGUAAUACAUAAUAAUACAUUUAUUAUUUUUUAAUCAUUUAGAUAACACAUCUAUUUAUACAAAUAAAUUUGUAUUUUUUCAUAGAAAUAUUGUAAUUGUGUGUGCAGAAAUCAAAUUUAUUAUUCAAAAAUAUAAUAAUUUUAAAUAGUU
Molecule: messenger RNA, 3381 nt
Organism: Microplitis demolitor
Lineage: Eukaryota; Metazoa; Arthropoda; Insecta; Hymenoptera; Braconidae
Product: RNA-binding protein 5
Exons: 9
Coding region: 158-3232 (1024 amino acids)
Biological process (GO): mRNA splicing, via spliceosome
Cellular component (GO): nucleus
Molecular function (GO): RNA binding
Source: RefSeq, a predicted model, not a curated record